This is a messenger RNA of Ctenopharyngodon idella (grass carp), 4828 nucleotides long. It is a transcript of the gene gpr141, whose product is annotated as probable G-protein coupled receptor 141. Gene Ontology annotation, biological process: G protein-coupled receptor signaling pathway. The coding region runs from base 375 to 1295 and encodes 306 amino acids. The record is from RefSeq and is a predicted model, not a curated record. Gene Ontology annotation, molecular function: oxysterol binding; G protein-coupled receptor activity. Gene Ontology annotation, cellular component: membrane. Lineage: Eukaryota; Metazoa; Chordata; Actinopteri; Cypriniformes; Xenocyprididae. The transcript has 3 exons.
CUUAGAAAUAGUUUUAAGAGGCACUGUUACAAUACAUCCAGACUAUAAAGAACGGAAAUGCUAGAUGGCUGUGAUCUUGCAGUUUUUUUUUUUUCAUAACUGGCAUCUAAAAAAACAACAGAGAGGUUGUUUGGCAAUGCGACUCUAGUUGAUUUUGAGGUUGGCCACUUAAACUGAAUUGUCAAAUGCGCAACAGUGUGAAUCAUGAAACACCCAGCAGUCCAGCCUCCUCAAGAGAAUGUGCUAAAAUAGCGGUUACUGAACGAGUUGCAAAUGAAACAAACACAUUACCUUACUUCCUCAUCUGACCUGACAUCGCCGUUGUUCUGAGGAUGAGAGAAAGUCAUACAGUUUUGGAAUGACAUGAAGGGACCAUGACGAUGAACACCACAGUUGCUAACAUCAUCAGCUCGGCAGUGACACCCAGCCCUGCUCCAACAACCCCCUUACCCCACCUCACCGAGCCCUUCAGAAUCACCCUUAUCGUCAUCUACACUUUCGUGCUUCUGGUGGGGAUCACAGGCUUAACCCUCAUGAUCAGCUUGUUAAAAAGCAACAUUCGCUCGUUAACCACCAUCGCCUUCCUGAACCUUAUAUUCGCACAUUUUCUUUUCCUGCUCACCGUGCCAUUCAGAAUCUACUACUACGCGACCCAAGCAUGGCAUCUGCAUAUGGGGAUGUGUAAACUAGUCAGCGCCAUGGUGCAUAUCCACAUAUAUAUGGUGUUUUCAAUCUACGCCAUCAUUCUUACCCUUCGCUUUCUGCAUUAUUACAAGAAAAUGCAAUGGACCGAGUUCUACAGGCGGCUGCACGCACUGGGCGCGAGCGCUCUAGUGUGGCUCCUCCUGUUACUCAUCAUGCUACCCCUCGUGCUGUUACAAUACGGAGAGUCGUCUGGAAACCACAAGGACGCAGGGGAAAAUCAGUGCUUCAAAUUUGGGAAAAUGAUAAAUGAAGGUCCCGUCUACACCCUGAACAUGAUUAUGUCCAUCUUUAUUAUCAGUGUGUCGUGUGUUCAGACCGGCAUCCAGGCGAUCAUCCUGCACGCGAUGAUACGCAAGUACGGAUCCGCCAGCCGCUCCCAGCAGGAGUUUUGGGUCCAAAUAAAAAACCUAAUCUUUGUACUUAUCAUGCUCACCUGCCUGGUACCGUACCACCUUUUUCGGUUGCAUUACCUGAACCACACUGAAGAUCUUCAUGAAAUAAAUGAGGUGUUUCUGGCCAUCACGGGACUUACGUGUUUCGACAUGCUGACGUUCACCGGGAAGGGUGUGUGUCAGGUGUGCUUGACCUAAAGCAGCUAUUCUCCACAUCAUUGACCAUCAAUCAGGGUCUGCAGAUGUGAAAACGGGAACUGUUUUUACAGGAAACGAGUGUAAUACUUAUAAUACGGUGACAGUAAUGGUAAAUGAGCAACCCAGCUGACAAAAAUAGCCUAUGUAUUAGGAACGUCUGACUAACGUUCCUAUUAAACGUUUUGAAAACGUUAUUUGUGAAUGUUCUCUGAACGUUUUUAAAAUGUUUUAAAGUAGCCUAUUUCUCUCUUGGUUUUGCUAACAUUUAGGGAACUUUCUGUUUUGUUCCAUUUUCGUUUUGUUUUUUAGCCUAUUUUGUCUGCGUGUUUUGCAAACAUUACUAAAGUUACAUUUUAAUGUUCUCUGAACAUUGUGAAACAUGUAGUAACAUUUAAAAAACAGACUGUUCAACUAAAAUGUUUCAAAAGAAAACGUGACAUUAACCGUAGGCUAUGCUGUGCUAGAGCUACCUAACUGUGGUAGGCUAUGCUAGCUAAAAAGAAAUGGAGAGAAAGACACUGAAAGCUUCUAUUACAAAAAAAUAGCUUCUAGGCUGUAGCUAAAUUUCGAAGGUAAACACCGUAUAACAUGGUAGGCCUAUAUUAAAAUAACAGUAGUACCACAGUAGCUUUUAUUAAGGAUGACAGCCACUAAAUUAUGUUUUUACAGAAAAUUAACCUGUUUCUUUUUAGAAUAAAUGAAAUGGCAGUUGUUUAGAUAUGACUUGUGCUUUUGAGCUAUAAGAGUAGGCCUACAUUUUAUUUAAAGAAUGAAUUUAACAGCGAACUAAUAGGCCUAGGCCUAUAUAAAAAUAACAAAACUGUUAUUUCAGGAGUUCUUACACCUCGAAUAGAGUUUUUUCAACUUAUAGGCAUACAUGCGAGUCUCACUGACUAAAAAUCACAAAACUUAUAGGCUAUUUACCUCAAGAAGGGAGUUUUCCAACUUAUAGGCAUGCAUGCGAGUCUCAUCGACUAAAAAUCACAAAACUUAUAGGCUAUUUACGUCAAGAAGGGAGUUUUCCAACUUAUAGGCAUGCAUGCGAGUCUCAUCGACUAAAAAUCACAAAACUUAUAGGCUAUUUACGUCAAGAAGGGAGUUUUUCAACUUAGGCAUAUAUGCGAGUCUCAUCGACUAAAAAUCACAAAACUUAUAGGCUAUUUACCUCAAGAAGGGAGUUUUUCAGCUUAUAGGCAUACAUGCAAGUCUCAUCGACUAAAAAUCAUAAAACUUAUAGGCUAUUUACCUCAAGAAGGGAAUUUUUCAGCUUAUAGGCAUACAUGCAAGUCUCAUCGACUAAAAAUCAUAAAACUUAUAGGCUAUUUACCUCAAGAAGGGAAUUUUUCAGCUUAUAGGCAUACAUGCGAGUCUCAUCGAAUAAAAAUCACAAAACCUAAUGGCUAUUUACCACAAGAAGGGAGUUUUUCAACUUAUAGGCAUACAUGCAAGUCUCAUCGACUAAAAACCACAAAACUUAUAGGCUAUUUACCUCAGUAAGGGAGUUUUUUGAACUUAUAGGCAUACAUGCGAUUCUCAUCGACUAAAAAUCAUAAAACUUAUAGACUAUUUACCUCAGGAAGGGAGUUUUUUCAACUUAUAGGCAUACAUGCGAGUCUCAUCGACUAAAAAUCAUAAAACUUAUAGACUAUUUACCUCAGGAAGGGAGUUUUUUCAACUUAUAGGUAUACAUGCGAGUCUCAUCGACUAAAAAUCACAAACCCCUUUUGAUUUCGUGAGUACUUUAAAAUGCCCCAAUUAUUUAGGCCUGUAACUUAGCCAACGACUAACGACUUUUCAACUUAUGCAGAAGUAAAACCAAUCGAUACAUGUAUGAGUUUAAAAAUGUGGUUUUAUGUUAUGCAAGACCAAUGACUGACCAACCGAGACCGGUAAAUAGAGAUUUGGCGCCCUCUUCUGGUAAAAUUGGAGAACGUCAAAGAGCCGUUCGGAGGUUGGUUAGUUGAAAGGUAAAAUGAUAGUUCUGUAAAACUAUGAUUUGGGCGUCCAACCAAAUAGUUUUUAAGCAGGCUUUUUUUAAUUUAUUUUUUAUUUUCUGAAAAUACAAAAAUGUCUAAAUAUUAUAAACAUUAGCUAUAAAUUCAAAUGUUUCUACUUGUAGGCUUCGUACUGUUUGUCAGUAGUAUUCUUUACGUCGUGAACCCACGCACAGGCAACGCGUUUCAUGUCUUCUGUUUUAUUGGGGCUAGUUACUGUUUAACAUCUCCACCCAACUUUCAGUUUGUUUAGUAAAUCGAUCUAAUGAGAGGCUCCCCCAACACCACCAAAAGUAUUAUCCAAUGACAUGUUAAACACUUCAUGUACUCGCAUUUGCUCUCUGUAACAGCAAAACAUAUUUAUUAGCAUACAAUUUUGACCCGUGUUCGUUUGAGUUUUGGUGGAUUAAUGCAAAUCGUUGUUGGACGUGGAGAAGGUAAGACCAGAUAGCUUUGAGUUGCGGUCAUUCAAUUGUGGGCCAGUUAAAGAGAAAAAAAUCCGUUAAAACGUUUGUUUGUUAGGAAUUUAAAGAAGUCCUUACUACUAACGUAAAAAAUAUCGCUCGGUUUGAACAGUCAGGCUGUGACGUCAACAUUCGUGUCUUUAUUAUUAUUAUUAUUAUUAUUAUUAUUAUUAUUAUUUUAUUAACAAAUAGAAAUGUAGUCUUUGUGUUUCUUACAUAAAAUGUACAGGAUUUUAAUUUGUGAGCACAAAUAAGCAGUGCUUAUAUUGAAGUAUUGGUAUUAUAUUGUAGAGCCUAUGUUGUUGAAAAAGGUUUCAAAUAUGCUAAAUUCACGUUCUCACAAUUGUCUUUGCGUUGUAAAUAAGUUACUUUAAAAGGUUGCAUUUUUCAUGGAAACAUGCCUCCAUACUAUCUUCUUUUAGGUCAGAUAAAUAUUUCAGUUGCCUAAACAAAAAGUCUUAUUAAUGGCUUUUUUAAUACAAAACUGAAUGCAGCCUACUAACUUAAUACUGCUAGUUUUUCCCAGUCUUUGGGUGAUAUUUUACUUCCACGCAAUUAGUUUGACCUUGAAUUUACUUUGUUUUUGAUAUUGUACGAUGGGUCAACUAAUGUAGAGUAUAUUGCAAUAUGAUGUUCUCUGUGCAUUGUAAUUUGUUAGUAAGGUGUAAUGCAAUUUAUUGAAAAUAGAGGGCAUGAAAUAGAUGCCCUAACUCUUGUCACGUGAACAUUUGAGCACUUCCUCAUUUAAACAUUGUUUGUUGGAGUGAAGUUAAAAUGUAACCUGUGUGGUGUUGCCUCAAGAGUAUCCAUGUGCUUACUGAAUCUAAUGUCAUGUCUGAUUUAUUUAAUAUUUUAUAUCUUUUAUUUUAAUAUUUUGUUGUCUUUCUGUAGCUUCUGUUUGUACAGUAAUGGUGCUAUUCAAUUUUUUUCUACUGUAGAUUUAAGUAAAGUAAGGCAGUUUAGUCUACAGAAAAACAGUACUCACACUUUUAAAUCUUUUAAAAUCUAACAAACUCUUAAGGAAAAGUAUUUCAUUAAAGUUGAAUGUUUUAAAAAAAAUUAUAUUUUGACCAGA